AUGGGUUGCGCGCGCACGCCGGUUGCUAUGGCAACCAAGGACGGGGGCUACAUGAGACGUGGCCGGGACGUAGCCCCAGAGGUGCAAGCGUUCACACUGGCGGAUCCCGAGUUGCGAGAGCUGCUGCUGCCGGCACAUGACCCGGCGGACAGCGGCAUCGACAGCGACGCCACGGACAGCGAGCGACGCGGCCGGCGCCAAGCAAGGCAGAACGAGGACAGUGUCGACGAAGAAAGCGAUGUCACCGUCGAGAUCGAAAUGCCCGUUCCGUAUUGUGCACAACACCCUAACCGGUCCUUUGCGGAGCGCUCCGUGCGCGUUUCGCCGUCACUCUUCGAAAUCGAGCUCACCGCUUCCGAUGAAGACGACGUUUCGGUACUCGAACUUAUAAUACCAUAUCAACAGCCACGGUACCAAAAGCUGCCCACGUCAUCUCCCUUAAAAACUAAGGUCAGAGCUCCAAGGUAUCUCUGGGGGUUUCUAUGCUGUUUUCGUAAGUAGGAACAGUCAUGGGCCAAAUAUCUGAUUAACCCUUUAACCGCCAGAGUCUGAUAUAUAAGACAUUACAUAUCCAGCUCAUUCCGCCACAGUCUGAUAAAUAAGACAAAGAUCUGAUUUGGUUUUUACAUCACAUUUAUAACUCCCGUAACUAUGCCAACCUUACUCUGCGUGGUACUAUUACUGUCGGUGGCGACGUGAGCACGCUCGAUAAAAAAUUGCUGGCGGUUAAAAGGUUAAUACGUGAAUUACCUACUUAUUCGAAUGUUGUUUCAUGGAUAUAGUUUUAAGCCCACAGUGUUAUUACAAUACAGAUUAAAAAUACAACAGUUAACUAUGUAGUUACGCAUAAAGAUAAUCUUUGGUAAUGUAUUUUGUCCACUAGAAGUAGAAUCUCAUUUUACCGUAAAUGUUCGUGAGGCAGAUUGCCGAGAUAGCAGAUAGCCGUGGCUCAUUAGUCAUUAACUACGUGCUCAUAACUUCAAUUGUAGUACCUAAGCACUGUACGUAACUGUAACGGCACAAUAAAUUUGUACGUAAGUAGGUACUUUACCUUAAGUUAAACUGUCAAUAUGUUCACUUCAUAGGUAUCUGUUAUGGAGGAUAAAGCGUAUUGAAACAAUAGGUACAAUGAUAAUGAAAGGACAGUGCUGGUAUACAACAAGUUUGAUUUAUUAUUUUAUUUUACUUACAAAAUCCUAAUGCUCUAUGUUUUAUGGGUGACGAUAUUUACUUGGUCUGUGCUCCAGGCCCAAGUUGGAUAGUUUCAGAUUUGUGUUUCAUUUGGUUCGUAAUUUCUUGUCAUUUUUUAAACGGGAGAUGCAGGUAGGUUUAGAAACAGGCUUUUAAUCAACUUAACGUUUCUCCUGGUUGUUUUUCCGUCUGUCUGCCUAACUAAAUGCAUACAAUACAUACCUAUACAAAUAUUUGAAUGAUUACAACAUUUAUAAUUUUUGAAAUAAGUUGAGUGGUAUGUUGGUCCAGUUAGUUUUUGGUUCAACACAAUAAACCAAAAUUUACCUACCUACUAUAAUUAUCAAAUAUGAUCAAUAUCAAGACAAAUAUCAGCAAGCGAGGGGAAAGGGCGAGGGUUUCUAGAAACGAGAGGUGAAUGAACUUUGCUAUUGAGUGCAACGCAAAUUUUUUAUCUAAGUAACUACCGCAAGGGAAAGUAUUACUUACUUACAGGUAUUACCAUUAAAAUAUCACAAAUGUAAUCUUAAUUAAUGCUAUGGAUUUUUUAUUAUAUUGUAACUGUUAUAAGUAAGAGUUAAUUUUUAAAUAAGUAUUAUUUAUUUGUUUAAGAAGACAUCAUAGAGUGAAAUUUUUAUCACGAGCCGUACUCCGCGUAAUAGUGACUUCAAAGGUCAUGCUGAAUAAAGUUUAUAAUAGGCUACAUUCCUACUAGUCAAAUCAGCUUCUUUUUUAGAACUGUCAAAACAAUUUGCUAAUAUGGAAUUUAUAUGAAAACGAAUGUAGUGACGUCACAGUCAACUCGCCUACUUUUUAUAUUUCAAUCCGAUUUAUUAAAUAGAAAUAGUGCUUAAAAAUAACUACUGUCUAUGUUUUUCUAAUUAUUAUCUGGUGCUUUAUUCCGUGCACGGUGUGAAAUAAUUUAUUUUAAGUAGAGGAAACAUCCCUAUAGGACAAAUGCCGACGACGCUAUAACGACGCUCCAAUACUAAAGCGAUGCUACGCGACGUUAACGCACCCGCCAUGAGGUACAGUCGCCAUCAGAUAUUGGCCCGGUGCGGCCAGGGUGCUCAUAAAUAUCUGAGCACGCCUCUAUUGUCAGGGCGUUAGAGCGCGUGAUCAGAUAUUGUGAACACCUUGGCCGCUCCGAUAUAUCUGAUGGCGACUGUACCUUUACUCGUGGAACCACUAAACCAAUAUUGGUUGUUUUAUACAUUCCGGCUGAUGUGAUACCGCUGAUUAUUACGAGUUAUGGGAGAGCCAAUUUUUUUUCGCGAUUUCGACAUCAUAAAAGUUGUUCUAUAUGACCCAUAAAGACACUACGCAGAGUAUGGCUUGUGAUAAAAAUUUCACCUUCUACAGUUCGUUUUUUUAGCAUUAGAAAUAAGGUAAACAAUCUUGAUGUGUCUUUUAAUUGAAAAACACAUUUUAAAAAUAAGUUAUGGCGAAUAUAUAUGUAACAAUUAUGAAUCUAAUACAAUCAUUUAUAUUCUUCUGCUUUCAUAAGUAAUAGUUUUUGAUUUUAAAAAAGCGUUUUUCAAUUAAAAGGUAUGUCUAGAUCGCUUACCUUCUUGCAAGUUCUUUCUAAUGCUAAAAAAACGAACUAUAUGUAAAUAUAAUAUAUAAUUCUAUAAAUUAUAUUCUGGAGCAUAGGUAAAGCCUAGGAGGAGGUAGGUAGGACCUUACUAUAGUAGACGCAAACCAAACUGACUACUGUGGUCGUAAAACUUGUCAUUCACACUCGUGUGGUCGUAGGUAGGGUGAGAGAGAUAGUGAUAUGGCUCCAGUCGUCAGUUUGGUUUGCGUCUACUAUACAAGUUCAUCAAUAGGGUAGUGAUGCCACUUAUCUGCAAUUGAAUAGCAGAAUCUUCCUUAAAAUGUUGGGGUUGUUAAUUAUUUUAGCCGUUUUUACUAUAUUGUGAUUAUGUAUGUAUUUAAGCAAGAAUUAAGUUAUGUCAAUUUUAUAUGAAUGAAACUUGUACCUACACAUUCUUGUCAAUUAUGGUAAAAAAAAUAUUUCGAAAUCUUAUAGGUUUUAUAAUGUGCUGCCUAGAUAAAAACUGUGAGUUUUUACAAUUAUAUAAUAAUUAAUUAAAAUUUGGGAAAGAUACAAUAAUAUCUCGACAUACAUAAUUAUAAAUUAUAUAUUUUCAAACUUUGGUACUUGAUACGUGUUAUGAAGACUGAUUUUAAAAUGUUAUAUUUAUUACCUUCAACUGUCUUUUUUAACCGAAUAUUUUUAAAUAAACCUCGUUAAAAAUAAGCAUAGAGAUAGGGACCCGUUUCUAGCUUGUAACUUGUAAUACAAGGGGAAGUCCCUUUCUAACAUAAGCUGUCAAAAAGAGACAUCCGCUUGUAUUACAAGUUACAAGGUUUCGAGAAACGAGUCCUUGCACUCCAGUUAUACUUAGGUAUUACUAAACUAUAGUUGAAAUGUAUGACAUUUACUCUUAGUGCUUUGGGCGGCCAUAAUAGUACGGAUUUCGAGAUACAUCAAACUCAAGCAAUCUCUGUACCGACUUUUAUAGAACGAAGUGUGGAGGGGUGGAGUGCGAGUCGGACUCGCCCAUGAAGGGUUCCGUAACAGCAAGUAACAUAAUAAAAUUGCGGUUUACGGUUUAUGACGUAUUAAAAAAAACUACUUACCAAAUCUUGUUCAAACCAAUUUUCGGUGGAAGUUUGCAUGGUAAUGUACAUAUUUUUUUUAGUUUUAUCAUACUGUUAUUUUAGAAGUUACAGGGGGGGGGGGACACAUUUUACCACUUUGGUAAUAGUGUCUCAUGCGCAAACUAUUCAGUUAAGAAGAAAAUUAUAUUAGAAACCUCAAUAUCAUUUUUGAAGACAUAUCCCCCACACUUAUGGGUUUGAUGAAAAAAAAAAUCAGUUACAGUUCUAUGUAUGGGGAACCCUAAAAAUUGAUUGUUUUUUUCUAUUUUUGUAUGAAAAUCUUAAUGCAGUUCACAGAAAACAUCUACUUACCAAGUUUCAACAGUAUAGUGCUUAUAGUUUCGGAAAAAAGUGGCUGUGACAUACGGACGGGCACACAGACAGACAGACAGAUAUGACGAAUCUAUAAGGGUUCCGUUUUUUGCCAUUUGGCUAUGGAACCCUAAAAAGGUACCGAUUAGUUUAAACAUCUUAUUUACUAGCGCUUAAGUUCAUUUAAAAGUAUGUAGUGCAAUCUGCGCACGAGAUCUGAGGAUUUAAUCAUAGUCAUUAGACCAACCGGGCUAGAAUAAAAUGGAAUAUCAGUCAAGAACUCGUAGAGAUGAGAGAGUGAGAAAGAAAGAUAGAGUAAAAUUACGAAUGUAAAUUUAAAUUGUUAAAGAUGGGUCAUCUAUUUACCCACCUGUAAAUGUGUCAAAAAGUAAUUUAUUUGUGUACUGGAAAUAUUUCUGAAUGUUGUUCAAUUGUAUAAUUUUAUGUGAAAAAAUGUUAACUAGAAUCUAUUGGCAACAAUAAAAUAUAUUCAGAAUA
Cydia fagiglandana is the source of this 4668-nucleotide messenger RNA. RefSeq lists its product as uncharacterized. The record is from RefSeq and is a predicted model, not a curated record. NCBI's taxonomy places the organism in Eukaryota, Metazoa, Arthropoda, Insecta, Lepidoptera, Tortricidae. The transcript has 3 exons. The coding region runs from base 1 to 501 and encodes 166 amino acids.